Messenger RNA from Labrus bergylta (ballan wrasse), 992 nucleotides. RefSeq names its product C-reactive protein-like. Lineage: Eukaryota; Metazoa; Chordata; Actinopteri; Labriformes; Labridae. The record is from RefSeq and is a predicted model, not a curated record.
CAGAAAACAUGAAACAGUUACUGAUCUUACUGGCUGCACUCUGCGCUGGUCAUGCUGAAGAAAAAGAUCUUUCAGGGAAGGUUUUUACUUUCCCAGUUCAAAGUGCAACUUCUUCUGUUCAGCUCAUUGCCAACGUUGAGCAGCCCCUCACCGUUUUGACCAUGUGCAUGAGGUUUUUCUCGUCACUUACCCGAGCUCAGUCGCUGUUCUCACUGGACAUCCCGUCUCAAUCUAACGCCUUCCUGCUCUUCAAGCUGUCUGUGGGUGUGUACAGACUGCACGUCAAUGGGGCUACACUCAAAAUAAGUGGACUGCCCGAUGACAAUGAAUGGAACUCUGUCUGCUGGACGUGGGACUCCACCAGUGGCUUGACAGCUCUGUGGGUCAACGAAAAGCGCAGUCCUCGGGCAAUCAUGGGUGCCAAAGUAUCUCUCACAGGGGUUCCCAGCAUCAUUUUGGGUCAAGAUCAAGAUACUUAUGGUGGAGGCUUUGACCAGAGUCAGUCCUUUGUUGGGGAAAUUUCAGACGUCCACAUGUGGGACAAAGUCAUCUCUCCGUGUGAAAUUAGGUUUUAUAUGGAUGGUAGCGGCUUCACCCCCGGCAACCUUCUCAACUGGAAGAACCUAAGGUUCUCCACCACGGGCACUGUGUACGAGGAACAAAGCGACUUCAAUAAGCUGUCAUGUUUUUAGCUUAUUUAACUGGCAACUAGGAUGCAAAGCUAAACCAAAUAAGUGGAAUCGAAGCUUAGUCCAAGGGCAACUGGUGGACGGAGCUAGAGAUCCGCAGAGGCUUACAUUUCUAUCUCUGUCCACCAGUUAGUUUAGUACUGAAGAAGCCUUUCGGAGGAGAGGUGAAACAUGCUCAAGAUCUUCAACUUAGUCCAGUUGCCUUUGGAUUAAGCUUCGAUUUACCAUGACGACCUGGAUAAAUGAGAACCAACAUAGACAAACAAGUGACGACCGCCUGUUUUAAAUCUUUCAUGUCUCUAA